Colletotrichum phormii is the source of this 1387-nucleotide messenger RNA. RefSeq lists its product as uncharacterized. Bases 202 to 1023 code for a protein of 273 amino acids. NCBI's taxonomy places the organism in Eukaryota, Fungi, Ascomycota, Sordariomycetes, Glomerellales, Glomerellaceae. The record is from RefSeq and is a predicted model, not a curated record. The transcript is spliced from 2 exons.
ACCCCAAUGUUUACUUGGAGCAAUGCCAGCCUGCCAGGUGGGUGCAGAGCAACCGCCAGACACAAACUGCUGACCGCCUUGAAAGGGGUUGCUGGCUGGGCUGGCUACAGCUGGCGCAAAUAUACGGAUAGAGCGUGCGAAAUUGCGACAAUAUGACCGGGGUGGACAGACAGGCGGUCAAGUCGCCCAAGUCACGCUCACAUGUGGCAGAAGUAUCGAGAAAUUGAGGUUGGGCUGCGGAUCAUCAUUCACCGCAGAGAAGGGCAGAUGCGGCCAAGCCGAAGACGUGGCUCACGACUGGCAUGUCUUGUCUGUCUUCUCUUGCCAAGUCGCGCUCGCUUCCAGUCGGCGGACCGACAUACUAUCGGACUUGUCGGACGACGAUGCCCUACGCUACCUGGUGGUGGGGGCUAUUUUGAUUCUCACUUUCGGAAUUACCUAGCUCCAUGUCCGAGAGACAAGCGAAGCCCGGCUUGGAACAGCCGCCAGCCUACGGGAUUCGGGAGUGCAAAGGCAGGCCACAGAGUGCAAACACUGAACACAAUAAUUCCACUUUGUGCACUUGUGCGCUCGGGGCCGCCACGCCUCGGCAGUUGGCAGCCAUUGAUGCCACCAAUUGCCCAAAGAGAAUGCGGAAUGUGGAAGUUCACGGAUAGGGCUCCAGUCUCCAGGAGUCCCGACUCUAGAGCGUUCUCCAGUCUCCAGAGUAUCUGUAUUCGUACGGAUACUUCGCACAGAGUGAGCAUGUUCUUUUGUGGCCGCAGCCCAGUGCGGGAAAAGUUCGCCACCUCCUUGCAGAUGAUGUUACCAAAUCGUCGGGAUCCGCUCGGGACGUCGCGCGUUACGCGAUGGUGCGCCCGUUUGCACAUGGCUGUGGCGACGAUGGUUGGUAUCUGCGCUGCUAUGUCUACGGAUACGGUGUACGGUUACCGGGGCUUGUCAGUCAUCACGGUUUCUGUGCCUUGUGGCCUUCAUUCCUCAAGGGUUUUAUGGAUAUUGUUACGUGUUGAGGGACAAUUUUAAGGGGUCCCAGAAACUCCCAUGUGGUGUUCCAGGGAGAACCAGUCAACCAGAGCAGUUCGAGGUAAUUACAUAGUAGGGGGGUCCUUCUUGCGGGCGCUCCGAAGAGGGGGAUGAGAAGCAUCCUUGCAAGUUUUCUUACGAUGUCUAGGAAAGCAAUUUGUUGACAACCAAAGAAUACGGUCAACAUCGUAUGGAUAAGGAAAGCCCUACGGUCAAUCCUUGGGGCGUGAGGUUCAGAAGAGCAAGGACUUGACGGUGAACUUUGCACAGGGCUCCGGUGGGUGUAAGUCUACCUUGGGAUGCAGGGAUCCGCGGGUGAUUUCUCAUUUCCUUGCGCGCUGCCCGCUUCUUUAGCGGAGCCUUG